GGACCUAGAAGACGAGAGCUCAAAAAUCACAAGUGUUAUUUAUACACACCACAGAUGUUAGAUAACAAUGAAUACCUCGCAGUUCGGUGCGCGAAAAGCAUAACGACCGUUACAGAGAGGUAAAGACUGACAUUAUGACGCGUCAUUCAAAAAAUUGUACUGCUCAUACUGUCUAUACUUAUUAUGAGCGAAAAAAUGAUGCACUGAGAUCCGGUUUUGGUACACAGGAAAUCCGGUUGGGCAAGGACUCAGUAAAAGCACUCGAUUGUUGCUGUCUUUCAUUGCAACCAGCAAAAGAUCCUAUGGUUACUAGUGAUGGGUUUCUGUAUGACCGAGCAGUUAUCCUGGAAUAUAUCGUUGGCCAGAAAGCUGAAAUUCAACGGAAACUAAAGUUGUACGAGAAGCAGAAGGCUCGUCUAGAGGCUGAAGCCAAAUUGCUACUGAAGGCUGAAAAAGAGGAGGAAGCUCGACGGUUUCUGUCUUUAAAUACUCUAGAUACUCAUUCACAAGCAUCUGCACAGGCUGCUGAAGUAGAAGCUCUAGCUUCUUUACCCCACAAACGCAAUGGAGUGACUGGGAAGAAUUCGUGUUUCUGGGCUUCUGCCAGCACAUCAGACCAGAAAUUCGACAAAGAACUCAUGGGUAAACCUGAUAAAAUUGUACGUUGUCCGAUGAGUGGUAAGCCGUUGAAGUAUAAAGAUUUAGUUAGUGUCAAGUUCACCAGCUUUGAGGAUGAUUCUAAAGUAAUGGGAUUCAGUCAAAGCAAACCAGUCAAUCGUGAAGUUAAAUACUGUUGUGCUGUUUCUAAGGAUCCCCUCACAAAUGCCACAGUUUGUGUUGUUCUUAAGACGUCUGGAGCAGUAGUCACCAAAGAAGUCGUCAAUACUGUGAUAAGAAAAGAAAUGAUUGAUCCAAUUAAUGGGCAGAAAAUGAAGCCGAAUGACUUUAUUGAACUUCAAAGAGGAUCUCUUGGUUUUGCCGAUGAACGAACAUUGUUAACUGCCAAACGUGUCCGGCCAUCUAUGCAAACUUAAAACUUCUUUUCCAUAGAUAUGACUUCUACUUUUCAGAAAUAUUUUCUGUACAUAUUUUGCGUUACUUUGUAUAAAUCUGAAUAAUCAGAAACAUUCUCAGCGCACUUGCCGUUUCAUUCUCAAUUUGAGUUUAGUCAAACUUUCACUCUUUGUUCGUCACAGUGUUCCACAAUGCUACAGUUCAUUGGGAAUUUGAGGCUUCCGAUUUACCAUGUUAGUUCUGCAUAAAUCGAAAUUCUAAAAACCACUAGAUUUCUUCCAUAAUUUAUUGGUAUGUAUUUUCAUAUCAUUUUGAGAUCUUGAACCACUGUGUUUAUGUUAAUUUGUAGUCAGUUUACGUUCAUUUUUUUAGUUGUAUGUUUUCUGUAACUAUUUCUUUGAUCAUUGGAAGUGCUAGUUGUGUUUAGUUAGUUAACUUGUCUCUGGGAGUGCAGAAAGAGGUUUAAAACUGGUGAACAAGACGAGGAGUACUUUUGCAUGGUAUUUUUGAGUUAAUUAUGCAGUGUUAAAAUUCAACGUAGGUUACAUUAGAAAAUUCUUGUUAACCUUAAUCCCAGUUGUCGUAUCAUUUUUCGUUGGUUUUACCUCUUUCUCCUCGUCCUCUUAAACGUUUUACGACUUUCGAUUAUAUUUUUCUCCUGUAUUUACCUAUAUAUCAUCUUGAUGUGUCGUCAGAUGUAGCAACUACAACUGUUAUGGAACAUCGCUAGGUCCUGGUUAGUAUCAACGUGCGACUUGGUAUUACUACGUAACAUCCAUGCUGUCACACCUCAUUUCAGCACAUUAACGUAGAAAGCAUCAAAAUGAGAAAAAAUACGGAAGAUAGCAAUAGCCAAAUCCCGUGUUGAUAUUGAUUGACUAAAGUUCUUCAAAAGCAACAGUUAUUUUUGAUCCAGUAUUUUAUGAACUCCUUGACCAACUGGAUUUCUUUGAAUUUCUUUUCGGAAACGAUAUUUCAGGACUAUACACUGACCUCAAAAGCUCUCUUUAGCGGUUGUACUGAUUGUUGUAUCAUGCAACUUAUGGACUUCAGUCGCUUUACCGUCCAUUGAAAUUCGUUGCGUAUCGAAUAAAAAUUGAUUAGUGAGCUAUGAAAUUAGAUUUUAGGAUGUGACUCUGCUUGCUUCGAACCUAACAUGAUUUUCUCG
Molecule: messenger RNA, 2182 nt
Organism: Heterobilharzia americana
Lineage: Eukaryota; Metazoa; Platyhelminthes; Trematoda; Strigeidida; Schistosomatidae
Source: the annotation of a GenBank genome assembly